CCGGGCCCAGUGCUCUAUCAGUAGGUGCUGCUGCCUGCUCCAGAGGCUCUACGCGGUGGCGACCCAGGCUUCCCCGAGUGGACGCCGGGGCCGAGCGGCGCCCGCUUUCCUCAGCUGUGACUUCUUUUGGACAGCACAUGAAAUUUAUUAUUGUGGCAAGUUUCUUCAAAUAAAAGAUGGGUGGAUUAUUUUCUCGAUGGAGGGCAAGACCUUCAACAGUAGAAGUUCUAGAAAACAUAGAUAAGGAAAUUCAAGCAUUGGAAGAAUUUAGAGAAAAAAAUCAGAGAUUGCAAAAAUUAUGGGUUGGAAGAUUAAUUAUCUAUUCUUCAGUUCUUUAUCUGUUUACAUGUUUGAUUGUAUACUUGUGGUAUCUUCCUGAUGAAUUUACAGCAAGACUUGUCAUGACACUCCCGUUUUUUGCUUUUCCUUUGAUCAUCUGGACAUUAAGAACUGUGCUUAUUUUCUUCUUUUCCAAGAGAACAGAGAGAAAUAAUGAAGCAUUGGAUGAUUUAAAAUCCCAGAAGAAAAAGAUACUUGAAGAAGUCAUGGAAAAAGAAACUUAUAAGACAGCUAAGUUAAUUCUUGAAAGGUUUGAUCCAGACUCAAAGAAAUCAAAGGAGUUUGAGCCGCCUUCUGCCGGAGCAGCUGUAACUGCAAAGCCAGGACAAGAGAUCCGUCAGCGAACUGCAGCUCAAAGAAACCUUUCCCCAGCACCAGCAAGCUCUAAUCAGGGCCCUCCUCCACAAGUUCCAGUAUCUCCUGGGCCAGCAAAGGACGCUUCAGCUCCUGGGGGACCGCCAGAAAGGACUGUUGCUCCAGUCUUCCCCAGGCGCCUCGGAUCCCCUGCUACUUCAGUUCCUGGAAUGGGCCUUCAUCCUCCAGGUCCACCUUUAGCAAGACCCAUUCUCCCCAGAGAACGAGGUGCUCUGGAUAGAAUUGUUGAAUAUUUAGUUGGUGAUGGUCCACAGAACAGGUAUGCCCUCAUAUGUCAGCAGUGUUUUUCUCACAAUGGCAUGGCUUUGAAGGAAGAAUUUGAAUACAUUGCUUUUCGAUGUGCCUACUGUUUUUUCUUGAAUCCUGCAAGAAAAACGAGACCUCAAGCUCCACGGCUUCCAGAGUUUAAUUUUGAGAAGAGGCAGGCAGUGGAAGGCUCAAGUUCAGCUGGUCCCAUGUUACUAGAAAGUGUGCCCUCACCAGAAAGCCAGCUCAUUGAAGGAGGAACAAUACCUCAGAUGUCUCAUUUUCUAUCUGAAAUCUCCGGAAUGAAGUCUAACUGGCUCAAAGUGAACCCCAGUAAGACUCUUUAGAAGAACAAGAUGUUCUUGAUAAUAGUACUGAGCAGAGAGAUGACAAAAUACCAGUUACAGAGCAGACAAGCCAAGUGAUUGAAAAAACAUCUGGUUCAGAGGAGCCAGAAGAGAACCAAGAAGAGACAGAGAGCGAGGAAACAUCAACAAAUGAAGCCAAGUCGCCUGUUCUCAGAGCUGAUUCUGUUUCUAAUCUUGAACCAAGUGAAGAAUCUUUGGUGACAAAGUAGUAAAUCCUUCCAUGUGCCUUCAACUGGA
Molecule: messenger RNA, 1565 nt
Organism: Grammomys surdaster
Lineage: Eukaryota; Metazoa; Chordata; Mammalia; Rodentia; Muridae
Gene: Lnpk
Product: lunapark, ER junction formation factor
Exons: 14
Coding region: 177-1307 (376 amino acids)
Biological process (GO): endoplasmic reticulum tubular network organization
Cellular component (GO): endoplasmic reticulum tubular network
Source: RefSeq, a predicted model, not a curated record